Molecule: messenger RNA, 3062 nt
Organism: Actinia tenebrosa (Australian red waratah sea anemone)
Lineage: Eukaryota; Metazoa; Cnidaria; Anthozoa; Actiniaria; Actiniidae
Product: beta-1,4-N-acetylgalactosaminyltransferase 3
Cellular component (GO): Golgi cisterna membrane
Molecular function (GO): acetylgalactosaminyltransferase activity
Source: RefSeq, a predicted model, not a curated record
UCAGUUAUACGUAGAAUGUUCAGUUCUACAAUAUAUCAGUUGCAGCGUGUAUCACACUGCCAACUUCCUAACCAAAAUGUCUAACUGGGCAUUCUCGCCUUCGCUUCGUAAAAAGAUCAUGUUUCUUAUGAUUCUGUCCUUAAUUGUAGUGAUUUUUCAACUCUUCCAUUUUCAAAACAGUUUAACUGUGCAAUGGCAAAGAAGAGAGGGUCGAGCAGUUAAUUAUGUUUCAGAAAUCCUCGCAAGAUAUUUCUCUGAAGAUUCUGGAUCGUUGGAAAAAAGAAAAGACAUGAGAAAGAUGGAUUCUUUUGGAAUGAGAAUUCAAGAAAUAGAACUUGUAGGUAACUAUAGAUUUGGUGAUAAAGAUGAUGGGAGAGUCGAUUUAAAUAAUAAAAACGACGUACUUAGAUUUCAUGAUAACACCAAGCUUGAAAAGGYCCAAAAUGAUUUCAACGAAUCCUCAAGUAUGGAACAACAGUCGAAAGUUGAGGAAAAAGUUGAGGUAAAAACUGAAAAAUUUUAUGCAAGUAAAAAUAACACCAAGCUUGAAAAGGWCCAAAAUGAUUUCAACGAAUCCUCAAGUAUGGAACAACAGUCGAAAGUUGAGGAAAAAGUUGAGGUAAAAACUGAAAAAUUUUAUGCAAGUAAAAAUAACACCAAGCUUGAAAAGGCCCAAAAGGAUUUCAACGAAUCCUCAAGUAUGGAGCAACAGUCGAAAGUUGUGAAAAAAGAGAGACCAACAAAAUUGACUACAAAAUUGAACACCCAGGAAAAGAAAACUUCAUAUUUUGGAUUUCUAAAUUUGCACAUCUGGGAUAGUGUUUGUGGAGAUAAAGUUCGGAACUUGAAGGAGUUUAUACUCUUUCCAAGUGCGCCAAGGUUUAGACUUAUGAUCAACAAGUUUGAAGCCAAAGGAACAAAUAUGAACGAUUUGGGAGUGCGAAUGUUUGGCUUCCUUCAUCCAAAUGAAUCUGGCACUUACAAGUUUGGAAUUGCGUCUGCAGGAAACUCAGAAUUAUGGAUAAGUACUGAUGCAAAACCGAGGAAUAAUAAGUUUAUGGCAUUUGUGGGUCCUGAGAAAGAAAGGAAUACAAAUUACUCAGGGAACUUUAAGAAAUUUCCAAGUCAAAUUUCCAAGUCAGUAACUCUCCAAAAAGAUGGGAAAUAUUUUAUAGAAGUCAUUUAUAAGCAUGGCACGGGUUCGUAUGGUGUCGAAGUUGCCUGGAUGAAGCCAGGAACUUCAGAUUUUCAGAUUAUUUCUGGAAGUUACUUGUCCUUAGCUGUGAACGACAGCCAUAUUCCUAACAACACUGUAACGGUGAAAGACUAUACUGAAAGGAAAAGAAAAGUCAAUAUACAAGGAAUCAACCAAAUGCUUUUUAUGGAUUUCAUAGACUUUGAAGAUGCGUUCCCUGAAUGCGAAUAUGAACCAAGUUAUUACAUAAAAGAGAAAUUGGUGAGAUUUCAGGGAGCUCGAAACAAAAGUAAUACUCACUUUACUGAGGUGUACCCGCCUGACAAGACCAACGAAACUCUUCCAAUGGUGAUGAACGAUGACAUAUGGUGGAUUGAAAAUAACUAUGGUAAUGACGUCAUCGAUAAUGAGACCGCGAUGCAUAUCGGGAAAAUGUUUACCAAAACUUUGGAGGACAAGUAUAAUGGAACUUUUAAAGUGGUUAAAUUGAUGACAAUGGAGAGAGUGGUCGACAAAGUCAAAGGAAAUCGAUACCACAUUCAAAUAGAAAUCGAAGAUUUGUACAGCAAAAGACAUUUCGAGUUCUCCGAGUUUCUGUACCAGCCAAGAGACGCGGGCUACCUGUGCUUUCCUCGUGGUUUUCGUUGGAGCAAACAUGCAACUGUGAAUGUGAUUGUGCCUCUGAAAAACAGUGGUCGGUGGGCUUUGUACUUCAUCAAGAAUAUUGCAGAUAUCAUAUACAAAACACGUGACCCUCAUAUCCACGUGGUCAUCAUUGAUUACAAAAGCACCGACAUCGACGUCGAAGCUAUUCUAAAGAAAAGUUCUCUCAGUCGGUAUACAGUCGUGACGUUGCCUGGCAACAAGAAAUUCAACAGAGCAGAAGCUUUGCAGAAGGGGGCUGAUGCUGUCAAGGAUCCUCACAGCAUUCUGUUCUUUUGUGAUUUGAAUCUUAAAAUUCCCGCAAAACUGAUCGAAACCGUCCGCAAGCAUUGCGUWGAAGGCAAGAUGGCAUUCGCUCCAGUAGUAAAGCGUCUCAAAUGCGGAUUUUAUCCUGAACUACCAUUUGGUUACUGGGAAACGCUUGGAUUUGGUCUCUUUGCGUUAUUCAAGUCAGAUUUUGACCGAGUCGGAGGAAUGAAUGUCAAAGAAUUUCAAAACUGGGGCGGGGAGGACUGGGAACUACUUGAUCGUGUUUUAGAAUCCAGGAUCGAGGUAGAAAGACUGAAAAUCCCUUCUUUUUAUCAUUUUUAUCAUCCUGGGAAUAGUCGGAUUGGUGUCUGAAUCCUAUUGCACCUAAUUUGAUAUUCGAAAGUGCCAGUAGACGUGAAUACAUUGCGCAUGCGCGGGCAUUUACUGCCGGCGCACGUCAAAUCGAUAGACUCGGGGCUAAUCCGAAAACCAGGACCUACAGUCCAAAUAAAACAUUUUGAAAAUUCACUAAUCUCACGACAUCAGUACAGAACUUUAUUUCUGCGACCUCGACGAUUUUUAAACCUAGAUUGCGAGUUGCUUUGCGGUAUGCGGGCUCCUACUCUAACAAAAGGUAAAAAACAACCGCAGACCACCAAGCAACGCAGGCCACCAUUUCGGAUUUGCUCCAAUUGUGUCACUAUUGAUGCAGUGUCUUCUCAAGCACAACCAUAAAAGAAAUGAUACUCAAGGGCUUGGCACUUGGUAUGAAAUGGGAAAACGUUACACCCAAGGUAAGAAAGGUCUCUUCAAGUCAAACCACACAAUGUCCUUUCACAACGUCUUUAUUCUAACGAGGUUCAAAUAUUAACCAAAUAAUUUCAGAUAUUUAAGCGUGACUCCUGUGAUUAGCUCAAGUUUAUUUGAAUUUACAUUAAAAAAAUUGCUAGAGUAA